Messenger RNA from Pseudophryne corroboree (corroboree frog), 685 nucleotides. Its product is annotated as trafficking protein particle complex subunit 2-like protein. Gene Ontology annotation, biological process: endoplasmic reticulum to Golgi vesicle-mediated transport. Gene Ontology annotation, cellular component: TRAPP complex; cytoplasm; nucleus. The record is from RefSeq and is a predicted model, not a curated record. Lineage: Eukaryota; Metazoa; Chordata; Amphibia; Anura; Myobatrachidae. The transcript has 6 exons. The coding region runs from base 72 to 578 and encodes 168 amino acids.
CAUGUGGUCAAACUGACCAAUCACACAGCAGGUGACAGACACAGAGUCAUGUGACCAGUGAGAGGAGCAAGAUGGCGGUGUGUGUAUCUGUCAUAGCUAAGGAGAAUUAUCCCCUAUACAUUCACAGCAUCCCCUCUGAGAACCAGCUGAAGUUUCACUACACCGUCCACACCUCCCUGGAUGUCGUGGAUGAGAAGAUCUCUGCUAUGGGGAAGGCUCUUGUGGACCAAAGGGAACUUUACCUGGGACUGUUGUACCCCACAGAGGACUACAAAGUAUAUGGAUACGUCACAAACUCCAAAGUCAAGUUUGUCAUGGUGGUGGAUUCCUCAAACACGGCUCUCCGGGAUAAUGAGAUCCGCAGUAUGUUCCGCAAGCUAUAUAAUUCAUAUACCGAUGUGAUGUGUAACCCCUUCUAUAACCCUGGAGACCCGAUUCAAUCACGCAUGGCUGUUUCCCCUGUAGACUGGGAUGGGAAUCUGGAGAACGCGGAGCCCCUGGUACUGGAUGAAUUGUCUGUCAGACGGUGCUUUGCCAGUUCUAAAUCAGGGCCUUUGAUAAGACGGUCACCUCUAUGAUGGUACCAGCAUGAUGAGAUGACAUCUGUGUUUGUAUAGUGUGUGUUUGUAUAGUGGAAUAAACUUUUAUAUAAACCAUGAAUAACAUUAAACGUGAGAGGAAUCAA